Paralichthys olivaceus (Japanese flounder) is the source of this 1835-nucleotide messenger RNA. The record is from RefSeq and is a predicted model, not a curated record. NCBI's taxonomy places the organism in Eukaryota, Metazoa, Chordata, Actinopteri, Pleuronectiformes, Paralichthyidae.
AUGAGUGGGACGGAUAUCGUGUCUGUGAGUGUGUGGAUAUCCUGUCACAGUCACACGAGGGGGAGGAAACCUCGGUGCUGUGGUCCUCCCCUCCUGCUGCCUGGGUAUAAGCCCGCAGGUCGGCUGAGGUACGUCCCCACAGACAGGAUGCACUCCACGUACUGCUCCUCUGCCAGACCAUCGACACUCACAGUGUUGUGUGUGCAGAUCAUGUGUCUGGCAGGCUGGCCCCUGUCCUCAGAGGCAACCAGACUCCGCUGUGGUUCGGAUCUCCUCAGUGACCUCAUAUUUGUGUGUGGUGAUCGUGGGAUAUAUUUAGGUAAAGGUACGUGGUCUGGUUACGGUGGUCGGCCCAGAGGGAAGGGGAUAGUCGAUCAGUGCUGCCGAACAGGGGGCUGUGACCUCCAGCAUCUGGAGAAGUACUGUGCCAAACCAAAGAGCCAGGAACUUACCACCGCUGGGCCAGCCACAACCACAACGGCACAAACCACGACACAGCAAGAUAUGGCACAGCAGUUCGAAGCAGUAUUUCACAAGAAACUUUUAGAGCACCUGGGCACUCCCGACAGUCCAAAGAGGGAAGCGUACAGAAAGAGAAAACAGCCCCAAAGGAAAAACAAAGUUUCCUCAUCAAAAAGGAGGAUUAAACCAGCACAUCCAACAGGCCUCCCUCACCCUGUGACAGAGCGAUGAGACUCAACUCUUGACCUCUGACCUCAUGUAGAUAUGCAUAUUUAUAGUUACCGGAUCGGAAUCAGAGGAUGAAAGUUCAUCGAGACGAAACAGACAGGAGACGAGGAGUAACGACGUGAGAACAUUGAAAAUGUUUACGACAAAGCAGGGCAGCAAAACAUUCCCCAUCACUGGCCUCAUGCAAAUUCAAAUUUUAAGUCAAUACAUUAUAUCCCACACAUUUUCUCCUGGACAAUAAUGUGUUUUCAUUUCAGUUGUUUAGGUUAAACAGUCUUUGUCCUACAUUAAUAUGACAUGAUUCUCAGUUUGAUUUGCACAGAUACAGCCUUACAGAAACCUUUUGCUUUUAUACUUUGAGUACAUUUCAAUACUUUUACACUUUAACUUCAGUAAAGAGGUUGAACUAUGCUCUUAUCUUUACUUGAGUCAUUUUCAACGAAGGCUGUCUGUCUGUGGUCUGAAUGAUGAUGUUAGUUUGUCAUGAACCUGGUCAAACCUUUCUACUGUCUGAGACGAACCCGUCCCUCCUGCCUGCAUCUCUGUACCUGCAGACAGUUACUAUACAGCAGCAGAGGACAGAUACUGACUCAUGUCUCAUGUAACAUUAUUUAGUUGUUGUGUCAGAUUCUCCAAAUCAUGUUUUACACAGUGAAUAUGUUGUACUGGAGCUUCCACAGUAACAUUUAUACGAUUCAUAUAUUUCUCCACAUCAUAUCUGUAGUUCAUCUUGUCACUGAAUCCUUUUCUCCUCUGUGUGAAGAUUCAUUCUUUGUUUUGGAAUUCCUCAUUUUCAUUUAAAUUAUUCACUGCAUGUUAAUAAUCAUGCAGUUGCUUUGUGAGCCACUGCAGCAAAUGACGUUUCCUUGUUAGUCAGUUUCACAUGUAUAUAAAAUCUAGGAUAGUCUGGGAUGCUUAUCAGUUAUAUACAUUUAUUACAUCUGUUCACAUGCAUUGGUCCUUUUGUACUUUUUCACGGUACUUUGACGGAGUGAAGUCAUUAGCAGGGCAGAAUGUUCUAAUGUUUGAGUAUUUAUUAAAUGGUUCUUAUUGAACUUGUCAUUACUACUUCAGUGGUUUCCUCUGUCUGUAAUUAUCUUGUAUGUUGUAUAUUUUUCAUAUUGUGGGUAUGAACAGGUUUUAUG